This is a messenger RNA of Hemicordylus capensis (graceful crag lizard), 8164 nucleotides long. RefSeq names its product synaptophysin-like protein 1. Lineage: Eukaryota; Metazoa; Chordata; Lepidosauria; Squamata; Cordylidae. The record is from RefSeq and is a predicted model, not a curated record. The coding region runs from base 921 to 1856 and encodes 311 amino acids. Gene Ontology annotation, cellular component: synaptic vesicle membrane; synaptic vesicle. The transcript has 7 exons.
CCCAGGAGGCACCGCGGCAGCCCCUAAGCGAAGCCGCCCUCAGGCAUGGUGGGCGACUGAGGCGUUUGUAAUGGUCGUUCCCAUAGGAGUCAGAGGAGGUCCCGGGAUCUGCUAGGAUGUCUGAGGAACGAGAGUCAAAUUUAGGCAGGGCUUUGCCAGAGAAGUCGGUCUCUGCAACAGGGGCCGUCGCUCACUGCGAGAGGGCCCUGAAAGAGCGAAUGGGAAGUGAAGCCCUUGCCCGCUUAGGAAAAGGGAGGUGCGGCAGCAGAACUACAAUUCCCAGCAUGCCAUGCAAGUCUCAUUGAAAUGCACUCUGGGUCGUGUAGUUCAGGACUUUAAAAAUUUUUAUGACUAUGCUAGCUCAUAAGGCGCGCAGAGUACUCCCGGAUACAAAGUUCGAUAAAGAGAGAAGCACCGCUUUCCCUACAAGCAGCAUUUAGAAAGAUUGUUCUGCAAAGCACUGUGGAGAACGUGCAGUGCUGCCAAGGGGGAGGUCAACCCCAAUGCUUCCAGGUGGGAGAGAUACCGGGGGGCAGGGGCGCGACUCAAAAUUCCCCCCGUCCUUCACCUCAUUGGGACAGGGAAGCGACGGAGGUCUACAAGUCCCACCCGUCUGCGCGCUUAAAAGUUGCCAGAGUUUGGAAGAAUGAAUGAAUAUCUCACACCAGCGCCCGCCCGCCCAGACAGACACAAACGUUCCAGCCAAAUGGCCCGAGCUUGGUGUUCUUCUGUAAGGUUGGCAAAAGGGAAAAGAGCUUCCAAAUAAGUCUAGCUUGAUCACGUGGCGAUGAUUUAGAACGGGGCGAUAGAAAAACUGGCAACAUGCAUCUUUACUGUCUGCAAGAAGCAGAAAAACCAGGAAGCAGAAUACUUAUACAAUACAAGUAAUAUUCAGAAAAGGACGAGAGAACCCAAGAUGAAUGCAAAUCGGAGGAAAUAGUUUCAAUGUAUUCAUGCCCCAACUUCCCAGCAGCCCCCGCCGCCGGGUAAGGGCAUCUCCCAGAGAAGGGUGGGCGUCGAUCGCCGCACCACGCGGAGAGGUGGGUGGCGCCACUGGCGCUGGCCACGACGGAGCUCAGCUCUCUCGGGGCGGGGUGUGCGAGGAGAGGCAGGCAGAGCGCAGCAUGGAGCGACUGAGUCAGAAAAUGUCCGGGCUGCAUUUCGACUUGGGACCUGCCAAGGAGCCGCUGGGCUUCAUCAAGAUCCUGCAAUGGAUUUUCUCCAUCUUUGCGUUUGCCACCUGUGGAGGUUACAGUGGAUACACUUCAAUUAAUGUCAACUGCAAGGUCUUAAACCAGACUCUUCAGGCUAAUUUUUCUUAUCCAUUCAGGUUGAACAAGGCUUCAUUUGGCGUACCCGAAGAGAAAUGCAACAUCAGCUCCUGGAAGGAGCCUUACCACCUGGUGGGAGACUUCUCCUCCUCCGCUGAGUUCUUCGUCACCUUUGCUGUGUUUGUGUUCCUCUACUGCAUAGCCGCCUUGGUGGUGUACCUGGGUUACUUGCACUUGUACCGGGGUGCUGGCAAACUCCCCAUGAUUGAUUUCAUCGUCACGGUGAUUGUCUCUUUCUUGUGGCUGGUGAGCACAUCCGCUUGGGCCAAGGCCCUGACGGACAUCAAAACAUCCACCGGCCCCAUGGUAGCGGAAAUUGAGCCUUGCAAAGGGACGCCACCAAUAUGUACUUUCCGUGAAGUCAGCAGCAUGGGAUCCUUGAAUGUCUCUGUGGUGAUUGGUUUUCUCAACCUGAUUCUGUGGGGAGGAAAUGCUUGGUUUGUCUACAAGGAAACAAGCCUGCACCGCCCUCCAGAUGCUGCUCCGUCCGAUCCAAGCAAUCCUCCAAUGCCCUCGGGAAUGUAAGGACUGUGGGCAGUCAUGUGGUUUGGAGCGCAGCCUCUCACCGGCAGCACGGUCACUGCAGCAGUCUUUGUUUCCUUUUCUUCCCCCUCCCAGUUAUGCAGUAUGAUGUGUGGAGAAAGACAGAGCUCCCCUUUUUUUGCUCUAAAGCCCCUGUUCGAGAGGGAGGAAUGGAGAGAUACACUCUGCCCUGUACGUCCGUGAGGGUGGUUCUACUGUAUCAAAGUGUCUUCUGUGCAUUCAAAUAAAGACACAAGCUUCUUGAUUAAAGGCUCUGUAGACCUCCAAGGGCCAGCUUUCCGACUGGUGCAGACCAACACAAAUUAUGCCCUUCGAACGGAGCCCUGCUGCUUUGUGUGAGGUGCAGCCCAGUCUUGUGCAUACUUACUCCAAAGUAAGUCCUGUUUUGCUCAGGUGGGAGUUCACUCUCAAGUAAAUAUGCAUAGAAUUGCAGCCUUCGCGUCAUCCAGACAAAUGCUUUUGUCUGGCUUGCAGACGGCAGUUGUGCACGGUUCUUAGAUUACACUACUAUCCUGCCGAGGGAACAGUCUACAUGUCUGCUUGAUACACUCUGUGUAUAUGAAAUCCCAUUCAACCAAACAGUGAGGUCAUCCACACAAUCAAAAACAGUGUUCUACCCGGGUUUGGGAGCCGAGUGUGCUCCCGAUUUUUUGGUUGUGUGGAAGCAAGGUAGGAGGAAAACCUGGGGAUAAAUGAUUGUGUGGAAGCAAGGUAGAAGGAAAAGCUACCCAGGUUUUCCUCCUCCCUUGCUUCCACACAGCUGAAAAUCGGGAGCACGCACAGCUCCCAAACCUGGGUAGAACACUGUUUUUUAUUGUGUGGAUGACCCCAGUAGACCUUUAACCCUAGGAAUAGUAGGGAGGCUAAAAGCCAUGCUCUGUACAUAGUCUAGAGAUGUCUAAGAGCUGGUUAUAGCCAGGAGCUUUGGGAAUAGACAAAAAAAAGCACCAUCAUUCUGGGAUUCUAGGCCUUAAAGGAAGAUUAAGUCCUAGUCCUUGUGGGUGACACAGCAUAGGACUUCCUUUUAGUGUAAUUAUCAACUUUUCUUCUUAGCCCUGAGUCCAGAAUCUUCUUUCCUUGGCACAUUUUUUAAAUUCAUUGCUUUCUCUGUUUGUGCUUUUAUGAAAAUCCUGCACAAACUGGUUGGGCAUAGAAUUUUCAAAUUCUGCAAAAAGAAAAGAAAAAUGCCAAAGAAAUCCUGCUUUAUGCAAAACUGUACAAUGAUGUGCAAGAUUGAAAAUCCAUGUAGAGUUUGCAAACUCUGCACAGACAAGGCCAAAAUGCAGACUUUGGCUUUUGUGGUUAAGGUAUGUAGGCUGUAUGUUUAGCACACUGUUCUGGAGUUCCUGAUUGCAACCAUGCAGCUAUAAAACUGCAAUCUUAUAGUCAAGAAGUUCGUCGUCUGUGAUUUCUCCACAUGUAGAAUUCUGCUCUGUUUGGCUUCCUGAGAAUCUCAAUUUUUAUGAUUUAAAAAGGCAAGCUUCUAGCUUUCAGGUUUGCAAAGGUAAAACAAAACCAUGACAGCAGCAGUAUCUGAAAGGUUCAAGCCUCCAGGACUCUGAGGCCAAAUCUGUAUUUCACAUGGCUGGCUGUCCUUUCUUUAAAAUAAAAACUACUGCUUCUGUAAUGCUCCCUUGUCCCUCUUACUCCCUUUAGAGUUUGUCACCUUUUACCAAACCACUCUUUUGCCAAAGUAUUCUUAAUAGAUUGUGGAACUCGACAGUGGGUUCAAAUUAGGCAUUCAAAACAGAGCAAAUGUAUGGAAAAGUGCAUUGACAUAUUUUGUAGUGGUUUUCAUAAUUUACUGUGCAUGUAGCCAUAAUGGAACCUGUCAUUAUUUUUGCAGUUCUCUUCUGGGAUCUCCAUUCAUGCAUAGGAAUGUGUUUUGUUUUUACGUCUUUUUUUUUUUUUUACUUAUCGGUGUAUUUGGAAAGCUUUGUUCUUCCCCUCUGCAAUCUCACUUCAGGACAUCAGUUCAGUCAGCUCUGUGCUGUUAAGAUGUCUUUGAGCAUCUGCUUAAGCCUUAACUUGUUAACUUUUUAUUACAGGCAAUAUUUUUUAAAAGUAUAGGAAUUAACAUCUGAUAUUAGCUUUUUGUUACCCUAUCUUCAAAUUGCUAUGAAGACAGGGUAACAAAAUGCCAAUAUCUGAUGAUAGUGUCACUAUCAUCCUUCAUUUUACUGUGGAAAAUGGAGACCCUGAACUUAGUGGUGUGAAAGUAAGUGCCAUUAAGCGAGAUCUUGCUUCCGUAGUGUGUUCAGGGGCUGUAGCUCAGUGGCAGAGCACCUGAGUUGUGAGCAGAAGGUUCCGGUUGAAUCCCCAGAAUUGCAGGCUGUGCUGGGGAGAACCUCUGAAACCCCUGAGAGCUUGUGCAAGAGCUAGAUGGACCAAUUGGCUGACUUGGUAGAAGGAAACUUCAUACAAUCUGUGAGAAUGGAAACCUCAUCAUAGACACUAGCCAAUUCCCCCCUGUCUGUAAAAAAAAAAGGGGGGGGGUCUUCCUGCAUUGUUCCCUAUGUUCCAGAUGUUGACUACAACUCACAUAAUCCCCAAGCAAAAACUGUUACAGGUGGGGAUUCUGGGACUUGUAGUCAACAACAUCUGGGACUCGCUGUCAGAGGGACUUUUGUUAUUGCUGAUCAUCUGUGCAGGAGAGAAAGGGCAUCAGGCCACCCCCUCUCUGGUAAUAGUUUGAAAGCUGACCAUGGAAUCAUCUGUUUGAUAGUGCAGAAAUGCUGCAGAUACAUUAAGGUCAUGCACACAAUCAUGGCAGCGGCAGGGAGGAUGGACAGCAGGGUUGGACCUCCCCCCACCUCCAAGACAAUCUGCAGGCUUUUCUUCAGCACGCCGUCACAUGCCCACAUGAUCCAUGCUGCAGUGCAGAUUGCUGGAGGCCGAGAAAACGAGUCCAGGCCUCCAGGUAUCCCACAAUGAACCGCGCAAUGAGUGUGGUGCGUUGAGGAAAUCCCCCAUGAAUCAGGCACUCUAGGCGCCUGUCUCUGUGUGCGCUUGGAUUGCGUGCAGCCUGGGUGUACACACAUGACCCCGACCCUGGGGUUGAGGGCAUGCUCGUGCCCUCUAACCCCAGCUAAGGGCUGGGAUUAAAAAUCAGGCUUGAGGCAGUGCCAGGAUCAUCUUCAAUCCCAGCUCUGCACACAAUCGGCCCAGACCAGGUUGGGCUGCUCGUGUGCACAGCCUCAAUGUCUGGCUGGAUGGGUUUCCUCUAUUUUCACACCUCUUACGCACCUCGGAAGCUGCCUUAUACCGAGUCAGACCAUUGGUCCAUCUAGCUCAGUAUUGUCUGCACAGACUGGCAGCAGCUUCUCCAAGGUUACAGGCAGGAGUCUCAGCCCUAUCUGGAGAUGCCCUUUAUGUUCACAAAAAGGAACUUACAUCUUGACUUGCACUAGAUCUGGGCGGCACAGUGUUGGCCCUGCUGCAGAUGUUGGCCUACAACGUCCAUCAUUCGUGACUAGCAGCCACUGUGGCUGGAGGGGAUGGGCGUUGUAGCCCCCAAACAGAUGGAAGGCUGAGGUUGUGCAGCCCUGCACUAGAUCAUAGUCAUUGUGUUCAAGAUUGGGAGCUGGAUGUGGCGGCGUGUCACAUCACAUUUCAAUGAUUCCAAUGAAAAAUAUAUAGAUGACCAGUGUCCCCCCCCCGCCCUUCCAUAAAGCCACCUAGGGAACUGCCUUAUCCUGAGUCAGACCGUUGGUCCAUCUGGCUCAGCAUUGUCUACACAGGCUGGCAGCGGCUUCUCCAAGGUUGCAGGCAGGAGUCUCUCUCAGCCCCAUCUUGGGGAAGCCAGGGAGGGAAAUUGGAACCUUAGAUGCUCUUCCUAGAGCGGCCCCAUCCCCUAAGGGGAACAUCUUACAAUGUUCAUGCAUGUGGUCUCCCAUUCAAAUGCAAACAGGGUGGACCCUGCUUAGCUAAGGGGACAAGUCAUGCAUGCUACUACAAGACCAGCUCUCCUCCCUCAAGCACCAUCAGUCCCAGAAAUGAAAAGCUAAGGCACGCGCUGCUCUGUCCUUAGCUGCUGUGUGCUCUGCUAAACAAACACGCAGAAUCAAGCUCUUCACGAUCUAUGUUUGCGUAGGCAUUUUGCAUUCUCUCUGUUUCCAGAACAACUUGACCUAACCAAUCCCCAGCAACCUUAAGCAUCUUGUGCUACAGUGAAGUCCUAAUCAGUGUUCCCUCUAACAGGGGUUCUCAGAUGUUGUUGACUACACUUCCCACGAUACCCAGCCAAAGUCCAUUGCAGCUAGGGAUGCUGGGAGUUGUGGUGAACAACAACAGGAAAUCUCUGUUAGAGGGAACACUGGUCCCAAUGCUCUUCCUUACAGCCACAGCCUACACUCAGGGUGCCCAGGAACCUGCACAGUGCUCUAAGGUGCAGAGCGGGGAAGGUGGGAUCUCAAAGGCAGAAUCCUUCGUAUCUGAGCCUUCAUUAGAAAACAAACAGUUUCUUGCCCUUGCUGUUAACAAUGCAUUCUUAUACCAAGGCUGCUCAACUUCAGCCCUCGUGCAGCUAUUGGCCUACAACUCCCAUAAUCCCUGGAUAUUGGCCACUGUGACUGGAGAUUGUGGGAGUUGUAGUCCAAAAAGUGAGAGGGGGGCAAAGUUGAGCAGGCCUGCCUUGUGCAGUGGUUUGGUGCUUGCUCCAGGUGCAUAUGCUAAGUGCAUAACCGGUUGGGUGUUUUUUUAAAGCCCUAUUACUUUGUCAUGGAGAAAUGUAGUUCCUGUCUCUUGUCUGAAUAAUAGUUCUCUCGGAGCUGAAUGACAGCUACUUUGGGAGCUUUGUUCCAUAUAGCCUCUCCAGCAUUGCUUUGGAAUGAAUGUGCAUGUGUAUCCUCCAUUGCUUUGGAAAGAAUGUGCAUGUGUAACCAUCCUGAGCCAUUUUUGGAAAGGUGGUAUAUAAAUCAAAUAAAUAUAUCAGACCCAUUUGCUGCUAUGAGAGAGGACAGUCGCUGGAACAGCUGGAAGCAAAGAGCUCCUUUGGAGAGGGAACCUAAUCCAGUAGCUUUUAUAGAAGUUGGGCAGCAUCACAUGACCUUCUCUAGUCUAUAGGAGGUCUAGCUGGUGAUCCUGUUGUUCCCUUCCUUGGCCCUAAGGUGGCGCUCAGGCUGAAUAUACCCGAUGAUGCUCAGGACAAGUUGCAUGCGUCAAACCAGUUGGGGAAACCCAUUGCCUGGACCACAAAUCGCCAGCCCCGGUGUUUCUCACUCCCUUCUUGGCCUGAAACCUGGCAAUGCGUAACCAGGGCGCCUUGCUCACUUGGACAGUUUGGCACUUGCACAUUUGGUCUAUGGUGGACAAACCCACAAGGGCUGUAUGGGCUGAGAAAAGUACACAAAGUGGCCGCUCAGGUAGCUCCUCAGUCUGAACUGAGCUCCUUUUGAAGAGCUGUUAAAACACCAGAUGCACUUAACAUCAGGUUAACUAUGCAAAUGUGCCGAUGCUCUUUUCCAGCAUUACUGAGAGAGACCAUGAAGGGGGAAAUGCUAAAAUGAAACGGAGCAACCUUUCCCUCACAUCCUGCUCCACUGCCUUGAAGACACGUUGACCUCACACUAUUGCUUUUUGACACUAGAUCUCUCUUAAAUCACCUCAAGUGCAGAUAGCACCAAAAAAUGCACGUUCUCUCUCUCUCCUAAAGAACAUAGGAAACUGCCAUAUACUGAGUCAGACCAUUGGUCUAUCUCGCUCAGUAUUGUCUUCACAGACUGGCAGCGGCUUCUCCAAGGUUGCAGGCAGGAAUCUCUCUCAGCCCUACCUUGGAGAAGCCAGGGAGGGAACUUGAAACCUUCUGCUCUUCCCAGAGCGGCUCCAUCCCCUGAGGGGAAUAUCUUACAGUGCUCAUACUUCUAGUCUCCCAUUCAUAUGCAACCAGGGCAGACCCUGCUUAGCUAAGGGGACAAAUCAUGCUUGCUACCACAAGACCAGCUCUCCUCUCUUUGCCCCCAAAGUAGCUGUCAUUCAAGAAAGUUAGCUGUGCCUCAUUUAACCCGCUGACAGGGAUUUUUGUACCUUAUGCAACUACAGAGUUCAGUUUCGGAGCAAUUUUGCUCAUGCAGAAUUACGGUUGACAGAUCUUUUGCUUUGGGCUAACCUUCAUGCUUUUUCUGGGAUGGGAGACGAUGCAGGCCAAAUGCAUUUAUUACCAAAAACAAAACAACAAAAAAAGCAUGCACAUACACAGCUAUGUAUUUUGCCUGUCUCUGAUAAGAAUUGUUUGAGAAACCAUGUGUGUGUUCUUUACACAAUAAAUGUAAUAAACCAAUUUGCUCAGUGGA